UGUCUAGUACAAUAUAAUCAGAUCCUCUCAGAGUCAAGCCCCUUUCCUUACUGAAGGCAGCCUGGAAUUGCUCUGCUUGUGUGAGAGAGAGAGACAGACUGAUUGUGAUUUUCCUGUGCAGUGCUGCUGUCUCCAUUCUGAGCCUAGCCAGGAGGGGACAGAGAGCUCUCUGCACUAGAGUGGAGUUUGCCAUUUGCUGUGGGCUUCCUUGCCUCUCUGGCAUUUCUCCGUGGGCAGGGAAUCUUUGGGAGCAGAUGCCUUGGAGGGGCUGGAUCCUUCCAGUACUAGGUUGAGCUUCACAAGCCCCAUUACCUUUCUCGACUGGGGUUUGGUUUUGGCUGGGGGUUUCUGCAGCCUUUCCAGCCCAGCUCUUGCCUUUCACGCUAGCGAACUGGAGUGAACUGGGGCUCCUCUGAUUUUUUUUCUGGAAAGUUUUUUUCCUCCUGUCCAACCUCCCCCCUCCCCAGUUGAUUGUGAAAUUCUGUUUGGAUGGGCUUGAACCUUCUGCACCUUUUGGAUUCUGUUGCCUGACUGAGGCUCUCACCCAGGCUCUCAGCCACUUGUUAUUAUUCAUAAUUAUUUUUGCUCCUUUCCUACCUGUUGGCUUGUGGCGGAGGAAGUUUCUGCACUUCUGGGUUUGCGAGGAUUUUGACCUUCUCAGUCCCUCUGGAUUCCCUGCACUCCAGGAUGCUGUUGCUGCUGGGGAUGAGGAUGUUAUAAACUUCUAGAGGGGGCAGAUAUAUUUUCUCCCCCCCCCAUUUCCCUAUUUGGAGAGGAUACAGAUCUGAGGUGUUGAGUUUGGCUUGCUCCUUGUUUUUUUGUUUUUUUUUUCUCCUCUGAGGAGAUUGAGGGAAGAUCCCAGUUCUUUUUAGUAGCUGAUUUGCUGGGGCAAUCUGAAAUUUCUGUCCUCGGAGAGUGAUCUGUAUUGAUCUGCUGGCUUCCCUUGGAGCUUCUAGCCAAGGACCUUAUGGGAUUUUCCUUCAGUCGACUUCAUGUUCUAGGGUUUCGGUGGAGCUGGCCAUGAUGUUACGGUUCCUGGUGGCUGCCCUCUUCCCAGCUGUGAUCCUGGCUGCGCCACCUCCCAUUAACAAACUGGCCCUUUUCCCAGACAAGAGUGCGUGGUGUGAGGCGAAGAACAUCACCCAGAUCGUGGGGCACAGUGGCUGUGAGUCGAAGUCCAUCCAGAACAGGGCCUGCUUGGGACAGUGCUUCAGCUACAGCGUCCCCAACACCUUCCCUCAGUCUACGGAGUCCCUGGUGCACUGUGAUUCCUGCAUGCCCGCGCAGUCCAUGUGGGAAAUCGUGACGCUGGAGUGCCCGGGCAACGCCGAGAUCCCCAGAGUCGACAAGCUGGUGGAGAAGAUCCUCCACUGCAGCUGCCAGGCCUGCGGGAAGGAGCCGAGCCACGAGGGGGCGCUGUUCAACGUCUACCUGAACGCAGAGGAGAACCUGCCCGCCGAGGGCCCCAGCCCCCAUCACUACGCGCACCACCAGCAGGAGGCGGAAGAGGCUCCUGUCUCCAACCACCACCGCGAGGAGGGGCGGGGCGGCGAGGAGUGACCCACGCUCUCCAGGACUGUCCUUCCAGCCUGCAGUGCGGACGGGGGGUGGUGCACGGGGGAGGGGGUGGGGCUGCGGGGUGUCUUACCUGUCUACUAACUACCCAUCAUGCUUUGCUCUUAGCGGCGCAGUGGGGUGGGCAAGAACGUCCGAGGUGCAGACGGAGCUUGGGCUGAGACGUGGGGAUGGGAGCGUGGGGGGGGAUCUGAGCAAACCUACUUGCACAUCAUAGUGAUAAUAUAUUGUGAGAGGGCGGGAGGUUAGGGGCAGCAGCUGGGAGGGGCAGGACGGGACCCCUCAGGGCCUGAGGUUGGCACAGACUGGCUCUGCAGGGUUUGGAACCGGGCUUCAGAGCCUCUUAUGCUUUCUCUUCCUUUACUUCCGUAGUUUUAACGGACUCUUGCUGGGGGACCAGCCUCUCUUUGCUCCACCUCCUGCUGCUUUCCUGGGAUGUCUGCGAGGGUGAGCUGUUUCCCACAGCCUCCUGGGAGUGGGGUAUCCCUCCAGCCUCCUGAGGGUGUAGGGCAGGGGUGCCCUGCCUCUCUGUUGUCCCUCGGGGUGGGUGGUGUAGGGAGACUUCAACACUGAGGCCUUGGCUAGGGGAAAAGAAGAUCUUUCUUUCUCCAUACCCAGAGGAAUUCGCUGAUUGAAACUGCACCCAGCUCUGGGUUCAGGCAAGUCUUGGUUCUUGCUUUGCCCCGAAUGUGACUCCAGGAGGGAAAUGGGGGCGCCUAAGAAGGGUUUUAUCCCCAGUGCUGGUUAUCCGCGGGACGGAGAUGGUGUGUGCUGGGCAUGCUGGGCUUUGAGGGUGGGAGGAGAUGCACAUGCAUGCUGGGGCCUGGGACAGGAAUGACAUGGUGGCCUAUCAGGGGCCAGGAGGGCUGGUGGAAGGGAGUGGGGGGGGGUCCUAGGGACUCUGUAUUUCUCCAGCACUCCCAUGCUCUGUAUUCUUUGGAUCUUAUUGGUCUUGCCCCAGAAAACAGUGUGUUUCCACUUGCUCAUGUCUCUGGGUUUAUUGAUGGACCCUGGCGCUCCCUCCCAUCCCUCGUCCUCUGGUGUGGGUCAAGGAGAAGCAGAGCAAGGGGCAGGAGGGACUCUCCUUGCUUGCUGCCUAGUCUGAGUCCACUGCAAACCUGGUGUGCACCCAGCUGAGAAGGAAGAGCUCCCGUGCGGGAAGGCGGGGCCUGCUGGGGAGUGUCAGGGGACUUGGGGGAGGCCGAUAUUGCUUAGGGGAGAGGAGAAUCCAGGCAGCCCUGGCAUCUCCACAACUUGGGAAGGGUCAGUGACUGGGAGAUAUUCAGCCACUCAGAGUCGGAGCUGGAUGCUUGCUAGCCUGAGUUGCUGGUUGCUCCCUUCCCAGGGGCCAGCCAGAAUUGGGGCUCGAGGCCUAAUGUUUUACAAGUGGACCCAGAAACCUUCCUUCCUCUCCCCACCUCACCGCGCAGCCAAACCUCCUGCCAUAUUUGUGUCUGUUCCCAAUGGUUCUGUAAGGAGCUGUUGGGCAUGGAGGGGUCUCUCUCUGCUCCGCCUGGCACCUGAGAGAGGGGCCCUUCUGGCUCGCCUGGCUCGUGUGCACCUCGCUCUCGCUGAUGGGAGGGAGCCAGGGUGCACAGUGAGCACUGGGGAUCCUCGCUCAGUAUGGAGCUUGGUUGAGCCAGCAACAGAUUGGGUGGCAUCCCUAUACCAGGGAGUCUGGGCACAGCUGGGGUACGUGCCAUAGACUCUUUUCCAAUGUCCCCUUCCCGCCUUGGCUUCUCUGCAGCACUUUAACAGACAGUGGAGGGAGGGGGUGAGUUGAUCUCCUUGACGGGAAUGGAACUUAGCUGGGAAUUGCUCCUUAUCUCACCUUCACACUGCCGGGGAUGGGGAAGACGUUUGGUUGGGGACCUGGGGGCCAGCCCUGCCUGUCUAGCUAGCCACCUUCGCUCUGUUGUAUAAAGCUGAUCUCUUUGUUGCUGCUCUGACAAAAGCUUCCAGAGCUUGUAAUCAAUAUAUUUUUCCUUUUGACGGGAUUUUUUUCUUAAAUAAAUUAGUUUUAACUUCCA
This is a messenger RNA of Caretta caretta (loggerhead turtle), 3605 nucleotides long. It is a transcript of the gene NBL1, whose product is annotated as NBL1, DAN family BMP antagonist. Gene Ontology annotation, molecular function: BMP binding; receptor ligand activity. NCBI's taxonomy places the organism in Eukaryota, Metazoa, Chordata, Testudines, Cheloniidae. Gene Ontology annotation, biological process: animal organ morphogenesis. The record is from RefSeq and is a predicted model, not a curated record.